Molecule: messenger RNA, 2473 nt
Organism: Mangifera indica (mango)
Lineage: Eukaryota; Viridiplantae; Streptophyta; Magnoliopsida; Sapindales; Anacardiaceae
Exons: 3
Coding region: 198-2216 (672 amino acids)
Source: RefSeq, a predicted model, not a curated record
CUCGAGCUUUAACUCAACUCAGACGGCAACAAAAAGGUUGAAGUUUGAGACUGACCGACCAGCUAAAAGGCAACCACCAUAAACUUUACCAAAUAGUAUUUCAAAACUGAAGGGGGAAAAAAAAAAAGAAAAGAAAAAAGAGAAUGAUGAAAAGGAAAACGAUCUCGAAGUUAAGGUAGAGAGAGAGGGAAAAAAAAAUGGAAAGAGAAGAAAAAAGUGAACAUGGGGUAGCAGAAAAGGAGGAAAAUUUGGGGGAAAAGUUGAGAAGAGGGGUCUUGUUGGCAACAAGAGGGGGCCCAAGUACUCCAACUGCGUCUUCUUGGAGACUUUGGCCUUCUCUUGAAGCGCGGGCGCAUGAUAGCAUCAUUAAAGAAAACAGUCAUCUUUCUGCAAGGAAACUAGCCGCCGCUCUCUGGGAAUUCCAUCGUCAAUUUCCUCGCUCUAAAAUGCACCGGGGUGUUAACUUCAAUGGUGUCAGUGACUCUAAAAUGCGCCGCCACCGUCCUCCUCACCACCAGCUUCACAAGGAAAAGUCUCUUGAUUUGUCUCAUUUCUUGGCUGAUCCAUCCCCAAGCUCCCCUGAACAGCCAGAAAGUGCAAGCAGUUUGAGGAGGCAUAUAGCUCAAUCACUGAUUCAACAUCAUCAAUCGAUCGAAAGAAGUAAUCGUGCCUUGCGGGCUGUGUCUCCAGCAAGUUAUGGUAGUUCCAUGGAGAUGGCACCAUAUAAUCCGGCAGUCACUCCAACCAGUUCGAUAGAAUUUAAAGCAAGGGUUGGUGAGUCACGAUAUAAUCUUAAAACGUCCACAGAACUACUGAAAGUAUUAAAUAGAAUAUGGAGCUUGGAAGAACAGCAUGCUUCAAAUGUAGCAUUGAUAAAAGCAUUGAAGACAGAGCUAGACCAUUCCCGUAUGAGGAUCAAAGAGUUACUUCGAGAUCAGCAGGUAGAACGCCAUAAAAUAGAUGGUCUAAUGAACCAAAUUGCAGAGGAUAAGCUAGUUAGGAAGAGUAAGGAGCAGGAUCGGAUCCAUGCUGCCAUACAGUCUGUAAGGGAGGAGCUAGAGGAUGAGAGGAAGUUAAGAAAGCGAUCAGAGAGCUUACACAGGAAGUUAGCACGAGAGCUAUCAGAGGUGAAUUCUUCCCUUUCUGAUGCUUUGAAAGAGCUCGAAAGAGAGAAUAAAGCAAGGAAACUUUUGGAAGACCUUUGUGAUCAAUUUGCUUUGGGCAUAAAAGACUAUGAUCAGGAGGUGCAUGCAUUGAAACAGAAAUCUGACAAAGAUUGGGCUGGAAAGGCUGAUUGUGAUCGUUUGAUUCUCCAUAUAUCUGAAUCAUGGAUUGACGAAAGGAUGCAGAUGAAUCUAGAAGAGCCUAAUGGUGGUUUUUCUGAGAAGCAAUCAAUAGUGGACAAGUUGGGCUUUGAAAUAGAGACUUUUCUUCAGGCCAAGCAAGCAGCUUCUUCUAAGAGAAAUGAUGACAUACUGCCUAGGGAUAGACGGAAUUCUCUUGAAUCCGUCCCUCUAAACGAGGUUGUGAGUGCACCUCAAGCUGCUGGAGAUGAUGAAGAUUCUGCAGGCAGUGAUUCAAAUUGUUUUGAACUAAAGAAACAAAGCAAUGGUGACAUGAAGUUGCAUCAAGAUGAAGCUGUGGACAGUCAUAUUGAUGAAAUGAUGAAGCAUAACCAAAUAAAGAAAAAUAUUGUUUCUCGUGAAAGAAUUAGGGGUCGAAACCCUUCCAGUUUGCAAGUUAAGUUUGAAGAACACAUGGCUUCGGCAAUGUCCUCUAAUGGUAAUAAGGGGCCCGAGAUGGUGGAUAGGGAACCAACUGAAUUGAACAUGGCAAAUAAAUCUGAAAAUCGUGGAGCCCCAGAAGAUGACAGUCAUGAAAGAAAGAAUGAACAUGAUGAGCUCCAUGGAUCAAACUCAAACUAUAUGAUUGAUAAUUUAAUAAGAAAUCAUAUAUUAUUGUCAGAAGGUGGGAUGCAGAGUAUACACGCCGAGAAUGAUUCUGGUGAGGCUUCUUGCAGUUACCCCACGCGGAGGAAGCAGGCUAGUCCGGUUCGCCGGUGGAUGUCAAAACUUACACCACCAGACAUUGACAUUUCAGAAUCAUCUACAAAAUUGCCUCCAGUGUCAAAGGACAGUACUUUGAAGACAAAGCUUCUUGAAGCAAGGUCAAAGGCGCAGCGUCCACGUUUCAAAGUUUUCAAAGGUUCAUCUUAGGCUGCUGAGAAUUGCACCUGAUUGUUACAAAGAUACAUGUCAGGCCUUGUGGGAUCUGCCUUGCUGAACUUUGAGAGGCAUUCCUUAUGUGAAAUUGGUAGCAGCUCUGUGUAAACUUGAAUGAGGGGGUAUCUUAUAUAUUGCUGUAAUUUUGUCUUAUGUAAUCCUGGAAUUUGAAGUUUGUAACUGUAAUAUCAUUGCAUAGCUACAGAAUGGAUGAAGAUGAAUUGAAAUGCACUACAAUUUUGGGUAGUUAA